AUGAGAUUUAAAAUUGUUCAAUUUAAUAUAUAAUGUCCAGGAUAUAUAAAAAAUUGUGAAACUUGUUUAAGAGAGAAAGUAGGAUUAACAAGAGUAGUUCAUAUAUGCUUAAAAUGUAAACAGGGAUAUUAUGCUGAUAGAUUAUCAGGUAAAUGUUUCAUAUGUCCAUCUGAAUUAAAUUGUUAACAUUGUUCUUAAUAGCAAAAAUUGUCAAAAGAUUCUUGGAAGAUUAAUAUUAGAGCUUUCUAUCAACUUUUUAUUAGUUCAAAUUAUGAUCAUCCUUUUAAAGUUUUUGCUCAAAGUGAAAGUAAGAAUGAUUAUGAAAUUAUUUGCACUUUUNUAUCAUCCAUGUUAGUGCAUUAUUCAAUAUCAAAAUUAAUUUCUUUAUUUAAAUAUCAUUUAUAUAUAAAUAACCCUAAUUUUAUAAAAAAUUUUAUUAUUUUUGGAAACUAUCUUUAAGGUUUUCCCAAUGUUGCAUCUUUUUUUUAAAAGUCCCCUAAGAAAAAAAAGUGCAACAUUGAGGAACGUUCGCAUCAACACUUUCCCAAUCGAAAAAAUAGAUACUGUAAUACAAUCAUUAUUUACUACAGUACUAUUUUACCAAACCCAAAUCCAGAAAUUUGAAGGAAACAGAAAAAAAAAUCCUCUUCCGUUGACGAACUUCUUAACCAAAGUAGCCCCUACUCUAUUAAGGUAUAAAAUCCAAAAGGCUGAUAAUGAAAAAAAAUGA
Molecule: messenger RNA, 730 nt
Organism: Paramecium sonneborni
Lineage: Eukaryota; Ciliophora; Oligohymenophorea; Peniculida; Parameciidae
Source: the annotation of a GenBank genome assembly